AUGGCUGACGUUGCUACACCUGAUUCCAAGCCUGUCCACGGGGCACCCUACCCGGCCAAGACAAAGACUGCCACCGGCACAGUCAACGGCGUGCCUACGGAGGCGGAGGUCUCCUACUUUCGCGACAAGAUUCUUGUCCUCGUCUCCCAGUCGGGACGUCUUGCCCAAUGGAUCCAAGUACCACUGUCCGCCCCGUCUGCCGCCUCUGUUGACGCCGCCCUCUCGCUCGGCGUCCGCAGUGGCAGUAAUCCCGCGACAGGCCUGCUCCCCUCCACCCACCUGACACCGCGCACGCUCUUUGGGGCCGGUGGCGAGGCCCGCGAGACGUUUGGCCAGCUGGUGGCCGCGCAGAUUGGCAGUCUGGUGGCGCUGCGGGACCCGAGCGAGACGCGGACGCUGGUGGUGGGGUUGGGCUUGGCCGGGCCCAGUGGGAGCAGGGGAAGCGCCACAAACGAUGCCCAGGCACAGGCCGUCUACUUUGACGUGGUCGAUUUGGUGCAGAAGGCGUUGUAA
Messenger RNA from Sporothrix schenckii 1099-18, 513 nucleotides. Its product is annotated as proteasome assembly chaperone 3. Gene Ontology annotation, biological process: proteasome assembly. Bases 1 to 513 code for a protein of 170 amino acids. The record is from RefSeq and is a predicted model, not a curated record. NCBI's taxonomy places the organism in Eukaryota, Fungi, Ascomycota, Sordariomycetes, Ophiostomatales, Ophiostomataceae. The transcript is spliced from 2 exons.